Molecule: messenger RNA, 1386 nt
Organism: Lepidothrix coronata (blue-crowned manakin)
Lineage: Eukaryota; Metazoa; Chordata; Aves; Passeriformes; Pipridae
Product: thrombospondin type-1 domain-containing protein 4-like
Exons: 7
Coding region: 129-1313 (394 amino acids)
Biological process (GO): extracellular matrix organization
Cellular component (GO): extracellular matrix
Molecular function (GO): metalloendopeptidase activity
Source: RefSeq, a predicted model, not a curated record
GCCGGGCACGGAGCGGUGAGGAGAGGCCGGGCGGGGAGCCCCGCGCCAGGAUUUGUGUGUGAUCAGCAUUGUGCUGUACCACAGUGAAGAGGUAUUUUUCACUUCAAGAUACCUUGCAUUAAAGGAUCAUGGUAGACAGUUUAAUAGUUUCUUUGAGACUUCUCAGUUCCCUAGCAGUGUUGGGAUUUCAGUUUGUCAUCCCACAGCCUUCAAUUGAACACAGAAAGGUUCCCCAGAGGAUAGAAGAGCAAGGAGAUGCAUCUGAGGACAGCAGUGCAGGAAUCCCAGGCAUGUGGGGCAACUGGGGCCCCUGGUCUGCCUGCUCCCGGAGCUGCAGUGGAGGUGUGAUGGAGCAGACCCGGCCCUGCCUCCCCGCCUAUUACCGGGAGCGGGAUCGGGGGUACCGGCGCCCGGGGCGGCAGUUCCCGGCCUCGGACAGGACUCACCACAGCUCCCACCACGAGGACUCGCUCUCUGCCUAUCCCGGCCACGUCAUUUCUGCCAUCCGCACAUCCGUGCCGCUCCACAGGAACGAGGAGCAGCUUUGGGCUGGGCUUCGUGCCCCUGCCCCUGCCGGGGGCCGGAACAGCAGCCACGGGGGCAGGGGGACACCGAGGGGCAGCCGGCACUCCCAGAGCCAGCAGCACUCCCAGAGCCAGCAGCAUUCCCAGAACCAGCAGCACUCCCAGAGCCAGCAGCACUCCCAGACCCAGCGGCACAGCGCCCAGGCGGAAAAGAGGAACAGAAACAGAAAUCCUAUUGGUCCGGGAAAGUAUGGAUAUGGAAAAGUGCCAUACAUUUUACCUUUACAAACUGACACUGGUCAGCAGCCUCAGAAGCUCCGGAGGCAGCGCCAGUCCUCGAGGAGCCACGUGUUCCACCCGAGCCCGAGCCUCCUGAGCACCUACAGCCAAGCAGCUGGGCCUCCAGUCCAACACGGGAACCUUUAUCAAGAAGCAAGUGGGCCUCAGGCAGGACAUCAGGUCCUGGGACCCUCAGUUUAUCAGUCACCAUCGUUUCCCGCGUCUCCAAGUCUGUUCCAGAGCAGUGACCCUGUGCCAGCCCAGGCCCUGCAGGGGCAGCCCCAGCCCCAGAGGGCCACGGCCAUCGUGUGCGUCGGCACCUACAAGCAAUACAAACUCUGCAACACCAUUAUGUGUCCUGAAAGCAGCAGAAAUAUUAGAGAGGUGCAAUGUGCAUCAUACAAUAACAAGCCAUUUAUGGGUCGAUUUUAUGAAUGGGAACCUUUUGCAGAAGGUAAUAAACUGAGGUCAGGUCUAUCCUGCAGUCUAGAGCCUGAUACUAAGUUUUGAAGUGAAAGCAGUGGGAAAUACAUCUGUACAGGGCUGCAGUUGGGGGCAGUUGUGCUGCUGUCACUGAAUUGCU